ACUGGAUUUAGUGCUCGGAUUCUCGGUCGCCUUUAGCUAUUAGUUCCUUCCAGAUCGCAUCUUAAUCGCCAGUUAUCGCAUCCAGCACGAACGGUACAUGCAUCCAGAGGGCCGUUUAACUCGUUCUUUGUCUUCAGUUUUUGCUUCGCUCCUGCAAAAGGAGCACAUACGGCACAUAAAAUGGCGAUAAAUGAUUCACCACCGCUCGACAAAUCUGCCGAUGACGCCACCUACAAGUCUGAAUAUGAUGAAGAAAAUCAAUCGCGGAGAGGAAGUCGCGUGACUGAAGUACACGAUGAUGAUCGUGCCACCAUUGGAAAGCAGCUCGAGUUAGAGGCUGAAAAUGCCAUCAAAUACCGAACCUGCAGUUGGCAAAAGACCGCAGCAUUGCUCUUUUCGGAGUACAUCUGUCUGGCCAUCAUGUCGUUCCCCUGGUCGUACUCGGUUUUGGGUCUAGUCCCGGGUCUCAUUUUGACCGUCUUCAUCGCUGCUGUGGUUCUGUACACGUCUCUUGUACUUUGGAAAUUUUGCUUGCGCCAUCCGGAAAUUCGUGAUGUUUGCGAUAUAGGUCAAUAUCUCUUUUGGGAUUCCAAAAUUGCUUGGUGGGCCACUGCCGUUAUGUUUCUGUUGAACAACACUUUCAUUCAAGGACUGCAUUGUUUGGUUGGCGCCGAAUACUUGAACACCAUAACUGGACAUGCGACGUGCACCAUCGUUUUUUCAGUAGUCGUUGCAAUCAUCUCCUUUUUCUUUUCGCUUCCGCGCACGUUCGACGGCCUUUCAAAGUUGGCGACUGCCUCGGCCUUUUUCACCUUCAUUUCAGUGCUGUUGGCCACCAUCUUCAUCGGCAUUGAACCUCACCCGGCCAAGUAUACACUCGCUAAGGGAGAGCCCAAGGUGACAGCCUUUCCAGUCAGUGGCACCACCUAUGUCUCUGCCAUGAGCGCCUUCUUGAACAUCAGCUACACCUUCAUCGGACAAAUCACACUUCCCAGUUUCAUUGCCGAGAUGAAGGAGCCUAGGGACUUCUGGAAAUCUCUUACCGCCGUCACGGUCGCAGAGGUGAUUGUUUUCAGUCUGGUUGGUGCGAUCUGCUACGCCUACACGGGAAAUCAAUACAUGACGGCUCCUGCUUUUGGUUCCAUUGGGAAUGAGGUGUAUAAGAAGGUGGCAUUCUCGUUCAUGAUUCCAACUUUGAUCUUUCUUGGUGUCUUGUAUGCCUCUGUCUCCGCACGCUUCGUUUUCUUGCGCUUGUUCGAGGGCACUCGUCACAAGUCAAAUCAUACAGUUGUCGGAUGGGCAUCAUGGGCUGGGAUUUUAGCCGUUCUUUGGGUUGCCGCCUUCAUUAUUGCCGAAGUUAUUCCUUUCUUCUCGGAUCUGCUCUCUAUCAUGAGCUCGCUUUUCGACUCUUUCUUCGGCUUCAUCUUCUGGGGCGUCGCCUACAUUCGCAUGCGCAGCGCCGAUUACGGUCCUGACUUCUACAAGACUCGUGGUAUCCGCGGCUGGGUUGGUUUCCUCGUCAAUGUCAGCUUCAUUCUAAUCGGUCUUUACUUUUUGAGUGCGGGCACCUAUGCUUCGGUCAAGAGUGUUAUUCUCGACUACGAAUCCGGCAUUUUCGGUGACCCGUUCUCUUGUGCGGACAAUGGUAUCUGAUUUAAUUAUAAUUUUGCGUUCAUCGGUUUGGACAUGCACGAGACUCAACCCGAUGUUUCUGGUUUCGAUGUUUCUAUUUGAGUAGAUCUACCACUCGUUGCAAGACCUAUUCGGCUUCUUAUUCAUGUAACUUUCAGUUUUCUUAAGGCUAGUCAGCAAUUUCAACCACCCUUAUCCAUUGUCGUGCAUGCAUAUUAUAGAGAUAUCAGUAUAUAC
Molecule: messenger RNA, 1869 nt
Organism: Talaromyces proteolyticus
Lineage: Eukaryota; Fungi; Ascomycota; Eurotiomycetes; Eurotiales; Trichocomaceae
Product: putative neutral amino acid permease
Exons: 5
Coding region: 181-1653 (490 amino acids)
Biological process (GO): amino acid transmembrane transport
Cellular component (GO): vacuolar membrane
Molecular function (GO): amino acid transmembrane transporter activity
Source: RefSeq, a predicted model, not a curated record